Molecule: messenger RNA, 587 nt
Organism: Odontomachus brunneus
Lineage: Eukaryota; Metazoa; Arthropoda; Insecta; Hymenoptera; Formicidae
Gene: RpII18
Product: DNA-directed RNA polymerases I, II, and III subunit RPABC2
Exons: 3
Coding region: 143-535 (130 amino acids)
Biological process (GO): DNA-templated transcription
Cellular component (GO): RNA polymerase II, core complex; RNA polymerase III complex; nucleus
Molecular function (GO): DNA-directed RNA polymerase activity; DNA binding
Source: RefSeq, a predicted model, not a curated record
CCUGCUCUUGCGUUCGUGUGAACAAUACGCUUGAGUGGGUUAUACACAAAUCAUAAUGGUCGCGCUCUCGCCGCAUGAGAGGUAGUCUCGCAGGUCUCCAAACGCAAUUCAGGAUUUGCCUACGACUCUUGCGGAUCUUUAAAUGGCUGACGAAGAUUUUGAUGGUGAUGACGUUGCAGAUGAUUUUGACGAUGUAGACGACGAAGACAACAUCGAGUUAGAGCCUCAGGAGGAUGAGGGUGAGAAUAUCGAAUUACUGAAUCCUAACGAGGCUACUGGUGGUGUGGAAAGAUCUACAAGAAUAACUACAAGAUACAUGACAAAGUAUGAAAGGGCAAGAGUUUUGGGAACAAGAGCCCUGCAGAUAGCCAUGUGCGCUCCUGUAAUGGUAGAAUUGGAAGGAGAAACUGACCCAUUACAAAUUGCCAUGAAAGAAUUGAAACAGAGGAAAAUACCCAUAGUUAUACGCCGCUAUUUGCCUGACAACAGCUACGAAGAUUGGGGUAUCGAUGAGUUGAUUAUAAUAGAUCAUUAAUUUGUGUAUUAUAAUUUAAUAUUAUAUAUAGUAAAUAAAGUUUAAAAACGAA